AGUCAUAGACCGUGAUUUGAUACAACCAUUGAGCAGACAGGUCGGCAACAAAUCAGUGGCACUAUCGAUGACCCUGAUGGCAAAGCAGUGCCCGAAAAACACCGUGACAACUUUCCAGACUCGAGUCAGCUGCGUCGACAUUCCUCUGAACCUGACGCAUUUUUGCACAAUACCUGCUGGCCAUAUCCAAUGUCAUCACUACUCAGCCAUGACGAGGCGUUAUGCAGGCGACGUUAACCUGACAGAAGACAUUUUCUUCGAAGUGGAGCAAACUUUCGCAAGCAAGGUGUACCUCAUUCUGAGGCAACUGAAACAUGCGAGGGUGUCGCCCGUGGCGUUCAUUAUGGAGCGCUACGACAUGGAGCUGCAGAGCAAGAUAAGCUUCUUCAACGCCAACAGAAGGAAAAACGUUCCCUGCGCGGUCAGACCAUUCGGUUUUACGAAGGAAACAAAGGACGAACUUUUAAAGUUUUCAUAGCCACAUUUGCAGCACACGGCAAAUGUGUUUCUUAUUAGGCUUCCUAUGUAGCCGUUGCUUCUGAUGGUGCGUUAUUGAAAGAGAACCAAUCAAGUGACCUUUCGAGAGGA
Dermacentor andersoni is the source of this 588-nucleotide messenger RNA. RefSeq lists its product as uncharacterized. Lineage: Eukaryota; Metazoa; Arthropoda; Arachnida; Ixodida; Ixodidae. The record is from RefSeq and is a predicted model, not a curated record.